Alnus glutinosa is the source of this 763-nucleotide messenger RNA. RefSeq lists its product as uncharacterized. Lineage: Eukaryota; Viridiplantae; Streptophyta; Magnoliopsida; Fagales; Betulaceae. The coding region runs from base 59 to 541 and encodes 160 amino acids. The transcript is spliced from 2 exons. The record is from RefSeq and is a predicted model, not a curated record.
AGGAAAGAAGCAUUAAAAAAAAAAAAAAAACACCCCCAACAAAAGAGAAAAUUGCACCAUGACCCCAAAAUCCUCCAUUUUCUUCGUCUCCAUCCUCGUCCUUAUCCUCUUCCUCUUACCCCUCUCUUCCCAAAAGCCCGACCAGAACCGGACACCGAAACCAAACCCGUCGGCGGUCCACACGGAGCUCACGAACUACGGGUUUCCAAUCGGCCUCUUACCCUCCACCGUUCAGGGAUACUCCAUAAACAAAACCUCCGGCGAGUUCUUGGUCGACAUCGGCGGCGCGUGCAAAGUCACUCUUCCACCGGACAACUACCUGGCCACGUACUCUAAGAGGAUUACCGGAAAGAUCGUGUCGGGUCGGAUUGCCGAGAUCAACGGGAUUCGUGUUCGGGCCUUCUUCCAGUGGUGGUCCAUUACCGGGAUACGGUCCAGCGGCGAGGACUUGGUGUUCGAGGUCGGGAUGGUCACCGCCAAGUACCCCUCGAAGAACUUCGACGAAAGCCCCGCUUGCGAGGGCAAGCACUCGGCUUCGUGAGAGGGCAUCUAUUCGCUGCUUAUUGGACUAGUUUAUGUGAUAAAUGUUCCCUCCUCUAGGGCUGAAAGUACUUACGGAAUCAAAGUAAACUGUUAGCUGAUUGUAUCUAAAUUAGGGUAAUAUGCCCCGCUUUGUAUCCGCACUCAUCUCACUUUUUCUUGGUAACGAAUCAGACGGUUUUCCCUUUCUCUUUAAUUUAUAAUUAUACUUUUUUAAUUGCUA